UAUAAAAACAAAGGGCGAAAGGCAUGCCAGUUGAGACAGAACCUCAAGUAAAUGUAACACUGUCUCUGCAUCGGAUAGGGAGAAGCAUAAUGGACACUCUGAAAUCCCUCAACUUAUCAGCAUCAAACCCUUUUCAUUUCCGUUCCAAACUCUCUCUUUUUCGUCAAACAUUCAAUCUACUUCACUUCAAACCCUCACUUUCUUCUUCUCCUCGCCUCUUUCCCCUUUCAUACUCCUCUCUCACCAAUGGUUCUGCUGUUCCUGCUGCUGCUGAGAUAAGCAAGGAAGGUACUUUGCCUAGAGGUGUUGGAGAAGGGGUUAAUGAAGCUUCACAUCCCAAGAUUCUUCAAGUUGUUCUUGUUUCCCCUCAGAUUCCAGGAAACACCGGCUGCAUUGCUAGAACAUGUGCAGCAUCAGCUGUUGGACUACACUUAGUUGGGCCCUUGGGAUAUAAGGUGGAUGAUACCAAACUAAAGCGAGCUGGAUUGGACUACUGGCCAUACGUGGUUGUCAAAAUUCACGAUUCUUGGGAAUGUUUUCGUGAUUAUUUCUUGCAACAGGAAGGUGAAAAGCGAUUGCUAGCAUUCACAAAGAGAGGAACAAAAAUUCAUUCGGAUUUUUCCUACAGAAAAGGUGACUAUCUAUUAUUCGGUGCUGAAACUACUGGUCUUCCGCCCGAAGCGUUGUUAGACUGCAAAACCGAACCAUUUGGUGGCGGGACUCUUAAGAUCCCGAUGGUUGAAACGUACGUCAGGUGUUUGAAUCUAUCGGUAAGUGUUGGCAUAGCUUUGUAUGAAGCUUCUAGGCAAUUAAACUAUGAAUCACUUCAGAUACCUUCGGAAUCUUCAUGUAUUGAUACUGAGGAGGAAUCAUUUGUUACUGAAGACAUUUUUGGCUGAUCAUUAUAAUACAGAGAACAUUCCUUUGUGUUUUUGACUAAAUAUAGCACAUAGACAACAUUUUCUUCUAAUCACAAUGUUGUUGGGAUGAGAAUAUGUUUCUGAUGUGAAAGUGGGUUCUUUGUCCAAGCAAAGACUGAAUGUGGGUGCAUCUAUUCCUCUCUAGGAAGGAAAAACAUGGGGUCUAGAUGAUGAGCAACUAGCCAAAUGCAUGGUUUUGAGUACAAGUACAAUGAAUUUGUUAUUAGAAGAACAUAAAAGGACAGAAGAUAGAUUUUAAACUUGCGCCAUCUUCGAAAUUAAACUUGACACUCCCGCAUAUUUUCUUAAUUCUGCAAUUGCCUCUCGAUAAAUUUUAGUGAAAAAGUGCGAAUGAAAUUUUUUGGUAGUUCAUUUUUAAAUUGUCGGCAUGAAUUUUUUAGCGGUUUUUUUUAAAAUAAAUUUAACAUGCCAGAUUCUUUUGAUUAAUCUAGUAUCUUUUAUCAUUUUCCGGAUUUUU
Molecule: messenger RNA, 1398 nt
Organism: Vicia villosa (hairy vetch)
Lineage: Eukaryota; Viridiplantae; Streptophyta; Magnoliopsida; Fabales; Fabaceae
Exons: 7
Coding region: 24-899 (291 amino acids)
Biological process (GO): wobble position uridine ribose methylation; wobble position cytosine ribose methylation
Molecular function (GO): RNA methyltransferase activity; RNA binding
Source: RefSeq, a predicted model, not a curated record